Messenger RNA from Eimeria mitis, 2943 nucleotides. RefSeq names its product alanyl-tRNA synthetase, putative. NCBI's taxonomy places the organism in Eukaryota, Apicomplexa, Conoidasida, Eucoccidiorida, Eimeriidae. Gene Ontology annotation, biological process: alanyl-tRNA aminoacylation; tRNA modification. Gene Ontology annotation, cellular component: mitochondrion; cytoplasm. Gene Ontology annotation, molecular function: aminoacyl-tRNA deacylase activity; nucleic acid binding; amino acid binding. The record is from RefSeq and is a predicted model, not a curated record.
AUGGCAACCCUCAGCAAUGGAGUUCCUUCAAUGGAACAGCUGCAUCAGUUGGCGGAGAGAGCGCGGGAGAAAGGUUGGCCCUCAGCGGAUGUGCGAGAGUUGUACAUUGCAUUCUUCGAGCAUGUGAAGCACAAGAGAUACCCGUCCUCACCGGUGGUGCCCCAUGGGGACAACACCCUGCUUUUUAUCAAUGCUGGUAAGGCAGUACACAUGCCUAGGCUCGUGCUGGAGAUGCCGGGUGCCGCAGGGCUACGUUCAGUUGCAGGGGUCAUUUGUGCAGGUAUGAAUCAAUUCAAGCCCAUCUUCUUGGGACAGGUUGACAAGAACUCCCCACUCGGGAGGCUGCGCCGUGUGGUGGAUACUCAGAAGUGCAUCCGCGCCGGAGGAAAGCACAACGACCUGGAGGACGUGGGUAAGGACGAGUAUCACCAUACGUUCUUUGAGAUGCUCGGCAACUGGAGCUUCGGCGACUAUUUUAAGGAGGAGGCUAUCGAUUGGGCGUGGAAACUCCUCACAGAGGUGUACAAGCUUCCGAAAGACAGACUUUACGCGACGUACUUCGGAGGUGACCCGAAAUUCCCCAGUUGCCCUCCGGAUCUGGAGGCGAAGCAAAUCUGGCUGAAGUAUCUCCCGGAGGAUCGGGUUCUGCCAUUCGGUGCAAAAGAAAACUUCUGGGAAAUGGCGGACGUCGGCCCAUGCGGCCCUUGCACUGAAAUCCACUUCGACAGAAUCGGGGGCCGGAACGCUGCGAGUCUGGUAAACAUGGACGACCCUUCGGUGCUGGAGAUAUGGAACUUAGUGUUCAUGCAGUUCAACCGGGAAAACGCGCAGACGCUGACGCCGCUUCCAGCCCCCUGUGUUGAUACGGGCAUGGGCUUGGAGCGUCUUGUCUCGGUUUUGCAAGAGAAGAAGUCCAACUACGACACGGACCUCUUCCUGCCGAUCUUCGACCGCAUUCAUUCUUUCAACACUAAGCUUCCAAAAUACCAGGGAAAGGUUGGUGAAGAAGACACGAAUAAGAUAGACACGGCCUACCGGGUGCUGGCUGACCAUAUACGUUGUCUGACGGUGGCCAUCACUGACGGAGCCGAGCCAUCCAACGAAGGCAGGGGCUAUGUUCUCAGGAGAAUCCUCAGACGGGCGGGGGUGGAUCGCUUUAAGAAGGUCGUCGCCUCCCUUGCCCCCGGUGGCAAGUUCCCCGGGUCGGAGGCAUUUACUCUUUACACCACUUAUGGAUUCCCGCUCGAUCUCACGCAGCUCAUGGCUGAGGAAGAGGGUCGAGAGGUCAACGUUGAGGAAUUCAACAAGAAGUUCGACGAACAUCGCGCUGCCUCUGAAAACAUAGCAUUUAAAGCGAGUGGAGGGGCAGUCUCCCGCUUGCCUCCAGACCAGCAUCACAAGCUUGAGCAGCAAGGCCUUGCUCCAACUGAUGACUCUUACAAAUACCACUGGAACAUCGCUCAACGGCCAUACAACCCGGACUCAGAAGCAACGCCACCGUGCUCCUGCACACUCCAAGCCAUUUGGAACGGUGCUAACUUUGUUGACACCGUAUCUGAGGACGGAACUGUCAUAGCCCUAGUGCUCGACAAGACUCCUUUCUACGCGGAGCAGGGCGGACAACUGGGAGACGAGGGUUUCCUCGAGCUGAAUGGGCAUCACUUCAGAGUCAGAGACACGCAGAAGAGUGGUAGCUACAUCCUUCAUAUCGGAACCUUGUUCGGGGGAGCCUCACUCAAGGUUGGGGAUGUGUUGACACCCCGAGUGAACUACGCACGGCGUCUUGGCCUCGCCCAACACCACACAGGAACUCACCUUUUGGCGGCGGCCCUUCGGCAAGUGUUGCUGGAUAAGGAUAACGGCAAGAGAGAAACAGGAAAGGGAACUGAGGACAAGGACGCAGAUGGGGAAAGACGUACUAUUAAGCAAAAAGGGUCUCUUGUAGAAGAAAGGAGACUGAGGUUUGACUUCGACUGGGAUGCCCCUCUCACAAACCAACAGAUUGAAGCGAUUGAACUGAACGUUCAGAGAGCGAUUGCCUCCUCUUUGCCGGUAAACACAGCUGUGUUGCCGUUGAAGACCGCCAUGGACCUUCCCGCCUUGUGUGCAGUUUUUGGUGAGGUGUACCCGGAUCCAGUGAGAGUAGUAAGCAUUGGUCCAGACGCAGACGAACUCAAAAAGAUACAAGGAACACAAGGGGCUGACAAAGUAAACGCCAGUGUCGAACUGUGCGGAGGUACUCACCUCAGCAACGCCUCCCAGCUCGAGGACUUUGUCGUGAUAUCGGAGGAGAGCAUCGCAAAAGGAAUCAGGAGAAUCGUUGCAGUGGCUGGCGAGGCAGCACUCAGUGCGCGCAGUGAACUUAGAGACGUCUGCUUGUCACUAGCAAACCUGGAAUCCGCCUCCCCAACAUUUCCGUUUUUUGAAAAGGAGGUGCAGCAGGCGAAAUCAUUCGUUGAGAGCAACAAAAAUAUUCCUCUGCUGUCCAGGCGGCGUUUGCUGGCAGAGAUCGAGCACAAGCAAAAGCUCGGGCUGGAGCUGAGCAAGUUCCGUGCUAAGGAGCUGUUGCGAGUUGGUAAGGUCCUCGGCCAGGAGGCAGCGAACGCGGCAAAAGGUAAAAAGUUCGUUGUCCUAAAUCUAACGCAACUCCAGGGAGACGGGAAGGCCUUAGAUGAGGCUGCAAAGGCUUUGCAGGCUGCCGCUCCAUCGCUGCCAUUCUUGUUGCUGACCGGGCUGGAGAGUCGCGGGACGUCCUGCAUUUCCUUCAGUCCAAAGGGUACACCUUUAGAGUCCUCCAAGUGGCUGAACGAAGCACUGAAGGAGCUAGGAGGCAAAGGAGGUGGCAAGGAAAGGAGCGUCGGGGCAGCCAAGGAUGGAACUAUCAAUGGGUUAAAGCGGGCUGUCAGCGCUGCCGUGGCUUUUGCGGAAGCCGCCCUGCAGUAG